CAACAUUUCCUAAUCAAAAAUCUUGUCAAUUCUCACUACAUCAAUAUAAUCCUCAGCCAUACCACUACUCAUGCUGCUGACCCAGUUCACCUCACAGAGGUAUGUGCAAACACCACUUUUAGCCCCAAUAGCAUCUACCAAUCCAAUCUCAAUUCCCUCCUCUCUUCACUCUCCUCCAACGCCACACAAAACCUCGAAUUCUACAACACAACCAGCGGCCAAAACACUCCCAACCCCGUCUACGGCCUCUUCCUCUGUCGCGGCGAUGUAACCCCUCAACUCUGUCAAGAAUGUGUAGCUGCGGCAGUGAAAGAGGUAACCAAAAAGUGUUCAAGAGAGAAAGUCGCUGUGAUAUGGUACGAUGAGUGCAUGUUACGUUACUCAAACCGGUCUUUCUUCUCUACCGUGGACGAAAAACCAAGGUUCGCCCUAUUGAACACGCAGAAUAUCACUGAACAGGACAAGUUUAAUAAGUUACUAGCAAAGAGUAUGAACGAGACUGCAGCACAAGCAUCUAAUGCUCCUAUUGGUGCCAAAAAGUAUGGGACCAAGGAAGUGAAUAUCUCUGCUUUUCAAACACUGUACAACCUUGUACAGUGCACAGCGGACUUGUCCAGAAACGAUUGUAGUACUUGUCUUCAAGCUGCUAUAAAGCUUCUGCCAUGGUGUUGUAGUGGAAAGCAAGGGGGAAGAGUUAUUUUUCCUAGUUGCAGUGUUAGGUACGAAUUGUACCCUUUUUACCGGAUGGAAAUUGCGACACUCCCACCUACACCAAUUCACCCACCUUCAUAUACAGGAAAGAAAAAAAUCUCAACGGCAACAAUAAUCGCCAUAGUUGUUCCAAUUGUUGCUUUGGUUCUGGUCAUUCUGUCCUUCUGUUUCCUAACAAUGAGAGCAAGAAAGAAGUCCAAUGCAAUAAAGGGAGAGAAUUUUAAGAAAUCUGAUCAAAUCCUAAAUUAUCAAGCUGCAAGUGAAUUACCAACUGUAGACUCCUGCUUGCAAUUUGAUUUUGGGACAAUUGAAGCCGCCACCAACAAAUUCUCAGAUGACAACAAGAUUGGUGAAGGUGGAUUUGGUAAAGUUUACAAGGGUACACUUCCUAGCGGACAAGUUAUAGCUGUAAAGAGGUUAGGGAAAAGCUCUGGACAAGGAGUCGAACAAUUUAAGAAUGAGGUUGAACUACAAGCCAAGCUUCAGCACAAAAAUUUAGCAGGGGUUUUGGGAUUCUGCUUAAAAGGAGAAGAGAAGAUACUCAUCUAUGAAUUUGUGCCCAAUAGAAGCCUUGACAAUUUUAUAUAUGAUUUAAAAAAACAAGGACAAUUGGAUUGGGCAGCACGAUAUAAGAUUAUAGGAGGGAUUGCUCGAGGAAUUCAAUAUCUUCACAAAGAUUCUCAACUUAGAAUUAUACAUCGCGAUCUAAAAGCUAGUAGCAUAUUGUUAGAUGCUGAUAUGAAUCCAAAAAAUUUAGAUUUUGGUAUCGCGCGGAUUCUUGAAGUUGAUCAAACUCAAAAAAAUGCGAGUAGAAUUGUGGGGACAUAGUAAGUACCAAAUUGUUUUCUUCUAUCUUUCAUCAUUAGAAAUUAAUAGAUUUAUUCAAGUCCCAUUCCACCUAAUGAAUCACUGAAAUAAAAUAUUAAAAAAUUAAUAAAAAUGGUCAUUUUGAACAGCAUCUUCAUGAGGCUCCUAAUUGUCUU
Molecule: messenger RNA, 1694 nt
Organism: Quercus robur (English oak)
Lineage: Eukaryota; Viridiplantae; Streptophyta; Magnoliopsida; Fagales; Fagaceae
Product: cysteine-rich receptor-like protein kinase 25
Exons: 5
Biological process (GO): protein phosphorylation
Molecular function (GO): ATP binding; protein kinase activity
Source: RefSeq, a predicted model, not a curated record